Molecule: messenger RNA, 1511 nt
Organism: Spodoptera frugiperda (fall armyworm)
Lineage: Eukaryota; Metazoa; Arthropoda; Insecta; Lepidoptera; Noctuidae
Exons: 5
Coding region: 1027-1503 (158 amino acids)
Source: RefSeq, a predicted model, not a curated record
AAAUGAAAAAAAAUUAAUGAAUAGUAGGUAUUGAUUAUGUAAACAAUAGGCUACUUUCCUACUAGUCAAAUUCAAUACUUUUUUCGAAACGUCAAAAACGAUAUUUUCUAUGAACUUUGUAUGAAAUAGUGCGUUAUGACGUCAUAAGUUUUUGACGUCAAAUAGCAGACUUAUUUCUAGAAAUUUAGCUAGAAAAAAUCGAAAAUUAAAUAGUUCAUCAAAUUUAUGAAUGAGAGUGUGAUUAUUUUUUAAUAUUUUAUUGUAUUGAAAAGUUGUAAUAAUUUAUUUUUGACCGAGGAUACUACCCAAAUGUAUCAGGAACGGGGUGGUUCUUAGUAAGAGUUAGACACUCCCUCUCGCCUCGACUAAGGCGAGAGAAGUCAUUGGCUGAUUUUCCCCAAUCACAAAAAAAGGUCUUAAGGGCCUCCUUUACAUAAGAGGGGUUUAUCAUUAUCUUCAGGUUUGCCAAGCAUAUCAAAGAAUAUAUAGAUUGAUUUUAUUAUAAACAAGCUUUUGCCUGCGGCUUUGUUUGUGUACCUGUAGGAAAAAAGGGGCUUAUGUGUUGUUCCAAACCACACACACUCCCCGUUCCAAAUAUUAUCCUAAUCCUUUUUGAUGUGAUUGAGUGGCAAAUAUACACACCAACACACAAUCUCACAAAUAUUAAGAUAGGUACAAAACUAAUUGAAAGUCAGUUGAGUAUAAUAAAACUUUAUUUUGAUAAAAAAAUAAACAUGAAUUAUAGUAAAAUUAUAUAGCAUAUAGUGUAGAAUUAUGGGUUACACAAUUUAUAUUAAUACAAGAGUUUUACAACCAUUGUAAAUCAAUAAAAUAUUCUACUCUAUGCAAUAGCAAAUAAAGUUGCAUUUCAUUUGUUCAAGAAUAAUUUAGAAUUUUGGUAUAUCAAGAGAUCAAAAAUUAUUACAGUCAAAAUAUAUCCAUAUUUUAUUGAGACGGUUGGUUACUGCUUGGAUAAAGGAAAUUGAAUCAAAUGGGGCUUGUAAUACUGAUUGUUAUUGGAACGCAAUGUUUGAUUUGUAUGUAAAUAUUCUGGAAGCUUACAAGUUUCUGAGGAUAACGUUUCGUUUACAAAUACUGUAUUAUACGGUACACACUGUCUGCCACGGCUUGAUGACCGAAGCGAUCCUAUUGCAAUUGAGACAAAUAGUCACGACUAGUCCAGAGAAGUUCGGGGUAUAUGCGGUGCUAUCACAGAUGUGGUUGGUCAAGAACGUGGCCUUGCAGAUAGUGCUGUGUGUCGAGAGUGAGAGAUUUUACGCAGCCAUGGAACAAAUCCCGAGUGUGUGUACAGAGCUGAUCCAAUCUAGAGGAUGCACUGAUACCCAGAGACGCGUAUGCAAGAACAUUCAGCGGUUGCAAGUGACCUCGUUCACGAAGAUGAGUGGGCUCGGUCUCUUCGUGGUCGACGUCACACUGCCCCUGCGAAUAGCCGGAGUCCUCACCUCAUAUACACUGGCUAUUUUACAGUUUGCACUAUCUUAGACUGUAGU